CCAAUCAGCGGAGCCGGCAUAGCAUCCUCCAGGGCCGCUGGAGUUCGCGGGAAACCGGCUCUAGUCGAGAUACAAGAAAGGACCUAGGAAAAAACGAAAUAAAUCAGUGUGUUAUAAUUCCAUCUAUUUUAAACUGUUACAGUUAAAACAGGGAAGUGACACAGCUCAAAAUUGCCGUGUUUCUAUGACUGCCGCCCUGGCUGCUUUGCUAACACCCGACGCUUGUUAGCUAGGUUGUCUUAUUGGCUAACUGGAACAUUGUGCUUCAUGCGACAGGACAGAGAAAAUACUACUGACUUGAAGGAGACAAAGGGCUGCCGCUGUCAGACACGCACCAGUCUGUUAACAUGUUCAACUUAGAGCGUUUUCGUUAUGAUAAGAAGACGACAAACGACAACGAAGAGGAUAGAGGGUCCAAAAGUCCCGAGUCUGAGAAGGAGAACAAGCCAGCAAAGAUGAAACCUGUCAAAGCCCAAACAAAGUCUGAUGCCCGAGGAGUGGUUUUUGAGGAAGUCCUUACAAUUGACCUAGAGGAGGAUGAGCUCCUUUCGGAAACAAAAAACAAAACACUAUUAGCUCGGAAGUUCAAAAAUCCUGUUGGAAAGUCAUCAAAAAAUGUGGCAUCAGAUCACACGGAUGACGAGGACUAUGAAGCGCAGGAGAAAACUGACAGAUUACUGGAGAUGUUUCCUCAGUUGACAAGAACGCAGGUACUGGAGGCAAUUAAGAACACAAGCACAUUGGAUGGGGCUGCAGCUGAAUGCAUUUUAAGAUUUGGUGAUAAAGAAGACCAAAGCAGGAAGAGAAAGCAGGAUGGAUCCUGCAGUUCUCAGGACAGUGGUGAGAUUCAACCCAGCAAGAAGAACAGGCCAUUGGAGGCUUCUGAUGAAGAAGAGGAGGAAGGCAAAGAGCCAAGCUGGGAGAAGAAGGAAGCCAUGGUCAGAAGACUACAGAAAAAGUUUCCUGAACAGGACAAGGAGGAGCUGCGGAUGGUCCUGCAGGAACACGACUGGAAUGUAGAGGAUGCUCUGCAGGUUCUACAGAUGUUCUCAGACCCUGAUGAUACCAGUUUCAGCUCUCCUGACUCAGAAGAAAAGAAAUCCAGGAAAUCGAAGGGCAAACAAAAGUUGAGCAAGGGCCACAGAAAUUCUAGGUCACACAAAGAUCACCGAGGCAGUAAAAGAGAUGGAAAAGACUCCGAAGACGACAUGACAUGUAAAUCAGAGGAGGACAGUAAAGGAGAUACAGACAUUACAAAAGACAGUGAGGAUUCAGAUUCUGACAGCAGUGUAGGCCUGAGUGAAAUAAGAAGCACUUCCACACUUAUAAAAAUUCCUGACUCGGUUUCUUCAUCAUGCUCUGUCAAGAAAACCGCUACCUCUUCAUCGCUGAAGCCAUCCUCCUCUGUCUCUACCGCUCAGAUGCUGUCCAGAUUUGCAAGUGGGACCAGUAUAGCUAAGAAGCAGGCAGCAGAGAGAAAGAGGAAGGUUCUUGCCUCAGAUGAACAUGUCAGUUCUGAGGGUGAAAAUGACGAUGAAGAGGAAGCCGUUAGCAGUGAGUUUGAGGACUCCGAUGAUGAGCUGGAUUGUAGAGGUGGCAUGACGGAUCUGAAGAAAGAGAUGCUCAAGUUCUUCCAGGAUGCAACGAUCGAUGAGCUGUCGCUUAUCUCUGGCUGCUCUGUUAAAAAGGCCCAGAAGAUUUUGGAUCUGAGGCCCUUUGAGGGCUGGCAAAGUCUGGUUGAUGUCUUCAAUAAGUCCAAUGGACUAUCAGAGACCUUACUGAUAGGCUGCAAAGCUGUCUUAAAAGAGCGGAAGGUUGUCCUGGGGCUGAUGUCCAAAUGUCAGACCAUUUCCUCAAAAAUGGUCGAUCGGGUCACUGAGGUAAUGGAGAGGGGCACAGCGGCCAUGAAACAGCCCAGCCUACUCAACAGCAAUAACCAGCUCAAACCCUAUCAGCUGAUUGGUCUAAAGUGGAUGCUGCUUCUGCAUGAGCACACACUGAGUGGGAUCCUCGCUGAUGAAAUGGGUUUGGGGAAAACUAUCCAGGCUAUAGCAUUUCUGGCCCAGCUAUACCAGAUGGGAAUAGUGGGUCCUCACCUCAUCACUGUGCCGGCCUCCACACUGGAUAACUGGGUCAGAGAGCUGAAGCUGUGGUGUCCAAGCCUUAAAGUUCUAGUCUAUUGUGGAUCUGUAGAGGACCGCCGCUACCUCAGACACGAACUCCUCGAUGACACAACUGAAUGCAAUGUCAUCGUGACCACAUACAACAUGGCCAUAGGAAACGAUAGCGACCGCGGUCUGUUCCGUAAGCUGCGUCUGAAGUAUGCAGUGUUUGAUGAAGGUCACAUGCUGAAGAACAUGAACUCUCUUCGCUACCGCCACCUUAUGGCUAUUAAUGCAGAGCAUCGCUUGCUGCUGACUGGAACUCCUCUACAGAACAACCUCUUAGAGCUCAUGUCUCUUCUGAACUUCAUCAUGCCCUCUUUGUUCUCCAGCUCAACUAACCAGCUCUCCAAAAUGUUUUCAAUGAAAUCCCAUGAGGAGCAGAGCCGCUUUGAAAGGAACCGUAUAUCUCAGGCUAAACUCAUCAUGAAACCUUUUAUCCUCCGAAGAGUCAAGAGCGAGGUUCUCAAACAGCUGCCAGCAAAGGAGGAGAAGAUCGAGUCCUGCCCAAUGAGUGAGAAACAGCAGGCUCUCUACCAGACCCUCUUCAAAACACUCAAGUCGUCCAACAUAGGAGAGAAGCGCGAGUUGUGUAAUGUGAUGAUGCAAUUGAGGAAAAUGGCCAACCACCCUCUGCUUCAUAGACAAUACUACACCACAGAAAAGCUCAAAGCAAUGAGCAAACUCAUGCUCAAGGAGCCAACUCACCUCGAUGCAGAUGCUGCUCUGAUCCAGGAGGACAUGGAAGUGAUGUCAGACUUUGAGCUACAUCUGCUGUGCAAGCAGUACUCCUCCAUCGGCACUUACCAGCUUGAAAACCAUCUCCUGCUUGACUCAGGGAAAUUUCACCACCUCAAAAAGCUGCUGGCCUCACAUAAAAAUAAGGGUGAUCGAGUGGUAUUAUUCAGUCAGUUCACCAUGAUGCUGGAUAUUAUCGAGGUGCUGAUGCGACAUCUUAAGCAUCGUUUUGUCAGACUGGAUGGAUCCACACCCAUAGCCGACAGGAUUGGGUUGAUUGAUGAGUUCAACACGGAUCCUGCCAUAUUUGUGUUCCUGUUGUCAACACGUGCUGGUGGCCUCGGCAUCAACCUCACAUCCGCUAAUGUUGUCAUCCUACAUGACAUCGACUGCAAUCCCUACAAUGACAAACAGGCAGAGGACAGAUGUCACCGUGUAGGCCAGACAAAGACUGUACAGGUGACUAAGCUGAUCAGUAAGGACAGCAUAGAGGCCAUCAUGCUGCAGCUUAGCCAGAAAAAACUGAAGCUGGAGCAGGACAUGACCGCUGCUGACGGUGGUGAGGGGACCAUACCAGAAGAUAUGGCGUCUUUGCUCAAAGCCUCACUGGGAAUGUGAUACACAAACUGCUGAAACUUGAGCCUAAACAAACACAGUUUUGCUGGCAUUCUUGAGUGUUUUGACUGAACACGCACACAUUUUUUUGUAUCGAUACUGGGAAACUACUGAGAACAAUAUGCCGCCAUUUAAAGAAAAAAAAGUUCUGAUAUUAAGAACUAAUCUACAUGGCAGCUGUGGAUGAGCUGUGCCUAAAAUAUAAUUUUCUACAUGCAUCGAAUCUGUUGCUCUUUAAAUACGAGAUCAGCAUAGAGGCACAACUAAAAUUCUGCCUUCUAGAUGUUUGCAUUUCAUAUGUUACACAAGGAUUCUGUUAAAACUUGAAAGAAAUGGUGAAGAAGUUCAGAUCAACCCGUUAUUAAUGCAACAUGUGUUGGGGUACACUUGUUAAAAAAAGAAGCAUCUUUUCAGUUCCCAUGACACAUGCAGUCUCAUUUAUACUCACAUCAAGGUGUUGUAUGCAAAAGGAUGCAUACUGGUGGUCUUGGAUUGCUAAAAAGGUUGAAGUUCUAGUAAAGAAUGUGUGCCAGAGAUGUAGGAUUAAAGAUCUUUUAACAUCUUUCCUACCCGACAGUGUUGCAUUGUGCCUAUUGUACUGCUCUAAGUUGCCAGCUCCUAAAAAGAAUAAUUGUUUUUGUCAAAUGUUUUGCUUAUUCGGUCCACAGCAGCAGAUAGGACAACUUUACAUAAAUUGGUCCUUUUUAUAUACAUUUUCUGUGAUACCAUAUUCAAGCUAGCAGUUUUUUUCAGUUUCAUCAAAAAGUCAACCAAGGAUCUGAUGAAAUGUAUUCUGUGUUAUAUGUUGAGUUUCAUCAUGAUGCCAUAUUUUAAGUCACCUCUCUUGGCAAAGACAUUUUUAUACAGAAGAAACAUGGUGGUGUGGGUGUAGUUGGUGCAUUUAGUAAGCCAUUAUUCCAGGUUUUUUUAGUUUAAAACUAGAAAAAUGUGAAAUAGGAUGUCUUUUGAUAAGAAUGGUGCUUAAAUUGGUAGUCUCUGCUGUUUCUAGUCCUUUAAAUAUCUGGAGCUCAGUGAAGGAGAAAAGGAUUUAAACGAACAGCUGCUGCAUCCAUGUACUGUAUACAAAGUGGCUAAUGUACCGUGAGUGUAUAAGUGUAAGUUUAAAAGCUUUUAAUAAGUAAUUUGUAUGUUUCUAAGGUUCUGUUUAAAGUGAUUAAUAAAAGAUUGAAUAAA
This is a messenger RNA of Eleginops maclovinus (Patagonian blennie), 4709 nucleotides long. RefSeq names its product SWI/SNF-related, matrix-associated actin-dependent regulator of chromatin, subfamily a, containing DEAD/H box 1 a (gene smarcad1a). Bases 348 to 3518 code for a protein of 1056 amino acids. Gene Ontology annotation, cellular component: nucleus. Lineage: Eukaryota; Metazoa; Chordata; Actinopteri; Perciformes; Eleginopidae. Gene Ontology annotation, molecular function: chromatin binding; ATP-dependent chromatin remodeler activity; ATP binding. The record is from RefSeq and is a predicted model, not a curated record. The transcript is spliced from 23 exons.